AUGGUUCCAUUUGACCAACAAUAUUUUGUCGAAAAAGAAAGAAACAACAAAUACGAAUGGCUUAUAUUUAUUCUUACGUUAGUUAUACUAGGCAUACAUGGUUUACUAUUCCACUGGAUUCCAAGAUACCUUCGAUUGAAAAGACAAAGUACAGGACUCACCCACGACAAGUAUUUUGCCUUUAUCAAACAAUGGGAUAGUUUUACUUCUUGUAAAUAUUUCACUAUAUUCAAUAAAAGGUUCUACUACCAGCCAAGUUUAGUCCUAUUCUGUUUCGUUUUUGUUGGGGUUAAUAUUGGGUUUUGUUUUGCUGAGAUUAGAGAUAUUGAUUACCAAGGGUUCUUGUAUGCCAUUUCUAAAAGAAUAUCUCGUAUUGGGGUUGGUAAUUUGCCCAUUUUGUUAUUAUCGGUAAUGAAGCACGAUUUGCUUACUCAGUUUUCGGGGUUCCAAUUUGAUCGAUUGGAAUUUUUACAUAAAUGGUUAAGUAGAUGGAUGUGGUUAAUGAUUACUGUGCACUUGUCCUUGGGUUGUUACUAUUGGUUAACCAACAAUUUCUUAAUCAUGAUUAUUAUCCCACCCCAAAUCUUUGGGUUUAUGGCUUACGGAAGUUUGUUUUUGUUAACCUGGACCAGUAUGAAGUUUAUUCGUCAAUGGUGUUUUGAAUUUUGGCUCGUGCAGCAUCGGGUGUUUGCAUUCAUUAUGUUAUUUAUGUCAUUUAUUCAUAAUACUGGUAACCGUGCUGUCGUCUUGGUUUCAGUGCAUGGAUUGGUUAUUGAUCGUGUCUUGAGUAAAGUGAUGGCUCAUGUUCAUAAACACUACUCGCCAACCAAAUGCAAAAGUACGUUUGGAAUUUUGGAUUCCGGAACGAUUGAAGUCACCAUCCCUAUAAGGGAAGAAGGUUAUAUCGCUGAUAGAUGGUAUAACAAAUUGUUUGGUUUCAAGAAUUGGAAAGCAGGUCAACACGUUUAUUUGAAUGUGCCCAAGAUUAAAUGGUUAGAGUACCAUCCUUUUACUAUUGCAAGUUUGGCCUCGUCGAAUGAAAUGAAGUUGUUGGUUAGAGUUCAAAAGGGAUUCACAAAGAAGUUGUUGAAGUACUUGGCAGACGUAGAUCACGAUGAGCAUGAAGAUGACUUGGUCAGUAUCAAAACAAUGUAUCAUGGGCCAUAUGGUGCCGUACACCAACCAUUUAUUUCAUUUGAUCAAUGUGUAUUCUUUGGUGCUGGUUCCGGUGCUGCAUUCACUUUCCCAACUUGUUUGGAUCUUCUCCAACAAAUUGAAGCAAAAGAUGAAGCACAAGACUUUUUAUUCCGUCCAGCUGCACCCAAGAUUAGAUUUGUUUGGGCAAUAAAAAAUUUGAAGAAUAUCAUUUGGUUUAAACAUAUAUUUGAUCAGUUGCUCACCUACUCGGCUCGAAAUAAAUUGAUUAUUGAUAUUUACGUCACUCAAGAAAAUGGCGCCGGUAGUAGUUGCAGCUCUAUUGAAGAGUGCCAAAUUGAAAGUGAACCUAAACUCGAUUCAUCCCUGUCUAGUGAUGCCGUAUCGUUUGAGUUGAAUUCGAUUGGACUGAAUCUGAAACCACUCAACAAGAAUAAUAUAUAUGGUGAUGACAGUAAAGGGCAAAGCAUAGACAAGGAGCAAACAGUAAUAACAACGUCUACUGCAACAACAAACUCAGGAAACAGUUCAAGCAGUCACAACAAACACAAAUCAGAUACAAUUGAAGUCGAGUACGAAUUCACUGAAAACAAACUAUAUAAUGUCUUUUACGGACGCCCCGAUAUUGGUACUAUAAUUCAAUCACACUCAAAUGAACUUUCCCAACAAAUGGCUGAUAGCAAAACAUACAAAUCGUUGGCGAUUGCUUCUUGUGGGCCACCAUUCUUCGCAAACUUGAUCAAAGAGCAAUGUCAAGUGGCAAGACGGGUAAAGGGCUCUCCUGAUGUUUAUUGUUAUACAGAAUCAUUCUAA
Messenger RNA from Lodderomyces margitis, 1968 nucleotides. RefSeq names its product Frp1p (gene FRP1). Gene Ontology annotation, cellular component: plasma membrane. Gene Ontology annotation, molecular function: ferric-chelate reductase activity. Gene Ontology annotation, biological process: iron ion transport; copper ion import; intracellular iron ion homeostasis. The coding region runs from base 1 to 1968 and encodes 655 amino acids. Lineage: Eukaryota; Fungi; Ascomycota; Pichiomycetes; Serinales; Debaryomycetaceae. The transcript has a single exon. The record is from RefSeq and is a predicted model, not a curated record.